Messenger RNA from Pichia membranifaciens NRRL Y-2026, 1961 nucleotides. RefSeq lists its product as hypothetical. Gene Ontology annotation, molecular function: oxidoreductase activity. The coding region runs from base 56 to 1801 and encodes 581 amino acids. The record is from RefSeq and is a predicted model, not a curated record. Lineage: Eukaryota; Fungi; Ascomycota; Pichiomycetes; Pichiales; Pichiaceae. The transcript has a single exon.
UGACGAUACACUCUACUCAUCUGAGGAGUUAGAGGUGAACAUUAAACGACGAUAAAUGCAGAAUCUCAAGUUGUUUCUUCGACCACAGCUUGUGGCUCCCCAUCUGAGAGGAUCACCAUUAAAUUUUCCUAAGGCAUUAAGAUAUAAGUCGUCGGACUCUGAUUCCGAAACAAAGAACUCAAACGAAAGCAAUAAAGCAGGACCGAGUGAAAAUAAUAUCACAGAUAACAACUUGCCCAUAAACAGAACAGAAGGUGCUCAUGAUCUUACAGAAAAAUUUAACCCUGAUCUAUCCUCAAAGGUCACAAAACCAUCAUCAGCGCUACCCGCUAUGGAUCCUUCACUACGAACUUUGAUGGCCAAGACGAAGGUUGAGUACAAUCCCGUUACAAAUUCGCAACAGCAAUCUUAUGAAUUCAAAGCUCCAAAAACGCCAAAGCAACUUUAUAAAGAAAAGAUGGCGGAAAAGGCACGUCCAAAAUCAAAACUCAGAAAGCUGUUACCCUCGUUAAUAAUAUGUGGAGGUUUGUGUUGGGGAAUCUUCACAUAUAAAUACAUGACCAAAGACUCCAAUCCUAAUGUCGACACUGACUCAGCUUUGCUUAGAGAAGACAAAUUUUUACCAUAUCUCAUUUCUUUCAAGCACAAAAUCAAUGAUGAUCAUUACCUGAUCGAACUAACACGAAAGAACAGAGCUGAGAAGUUGAUCCACAAUGAACAAUUGUUCAACGGUGAUAGACUAUGGAGUGUAGAAAUAAUGCAACCAGACAUCAAUAUCGUCAGAAACUAUACCCCUUUGCCAAUGUAUGUUGCCGGUAUUGAUCCAAAUACUAAGGAACCUCAUUUACGUUUAGUGAAAGAGCUUGCGGAAGAAGGGAAGUUCAUUCUCAUUGUUAAAAGAUAUAAUGAAGGCGAAUUCUCUCGCUGGCUCACAGGACGCAAUCUACUAGAAGAAAUAAACGUUCGGGGUCCAAUUGUCGAGUACAAAAUGCCAUACCAUCCUUUGAAUAGAUAUGAUGAACGUCCUCAAAUGUCUAACACUCUUUCCUCUAUCAAGCCUGAUCCAAUAUGGCCGGAAAAUGUUCCAAAACCUGAAAACUAUGUAUUCUAUGGUGCUGGAACUGGUAUUUUGCCUUUAUUUCAACUGAUAUAUUCUCCUAAUCCACCUCGUGGGUUUACGGAUGUUUUUUACUCCUUGAGGGAUGAAUCGGAAUUAUUACCACAAAUCAAAACGUUGAAUUUUUUUGCAGAAAAAUGUGGACGUGUGAAGUUCCAUUACUUGAUUUCAAAUGAUAAGAAGCCAAACCACUUGACCGCAGAGAAGGUGAGCUCUCCGACUUUACCAAAUUUUACCGGCGGUUGGGAUUUACGUAUGAGCGAAGAAGUUUACAAACAGAAGUUACUGCGGGAAAAGAAGGCAGAAGUUGAGAAACAAAUGGAAAGAGCAUCUAACUCUCUGAAGUCACUCACUGGCAAUGCAACACUUGUUUCUAAAGACGCUGUUAUUGUCACAUCUGAUUCUAACUCUUCAUCUUCUGCUUCUUCAACCUACAUUCAACCAACGAAUAGUAGAAUCAAACCCGAAAGUGCAUAUCAGCAAUGGGUUUUUUUCAAGAGAGCAAAAGGUGAUAGUACAACCCCACCUCCCUCAUUUGCAUUUGUCUGUGGCCCAGAGAGCUACAUUUCUGAUGUCUCGGGAAAACCUGAUUUGAACAAUCUGGAAAAGAAGGAUAAUGGACCGAUAGGUGGUUUACUGAUGGAAAAGGGUUGGAACCUUAAUAACAUCAAAAGACUGCAAUAGCUCAGUUUAUACAUUCCUGUUGUACAUUAUUACUAAUUUGAUACAAAUAUUUAUAAACGUUUUUCUUACAUACUUUUUUUUUGAUUCUAAGACUGUAUAUAACCUUCAGCUGUUCAGAAUUACAGCAUCAAUCAUAAACUCAUCUUCCAAUUCUGUAUCA